Durusdinium trenchii is the source of this 1509-nucleotide messenger RNA. Lineage: Eukaryota; Dinophyceae; Suessiales; Symbiodiniaceae. The record is from the annotation of a GenBank genome assembly.
AUGACCAAGCGGCUGGGUGAGAUGUCUGGAAAGAAUAACUCCAGGGAUUGGUGGAGAAUGAUGAAGGAUGGUCCAGCCAUUGAACAAAUGUUGAUCCCCACCAAGUACACAGACUUGGAUGACGGCGUUGACAAAUACAAAAUGGAGAGCUGGCCCGUCAUGGACCCGCAUUCAAUCGCGCACUUCUUAUUUGAGUUUGCUGGACUCAAGAUUCCAACAGGAAGCUUGAGGGAGUAUUGGGAGUUCAAUAGUGAGCAUGGUGAGCAUUGGGCACAAGGCGUGCCUUCUGAUACAGUGCCCCUUGGAGUGUAUGGCGAUGGGGCGCGUGUGAACACCAAGUUCGGAUCCAUCAACCUGAUUGGAAUAUAUUUCAACAUACCGCUGUGGAAACCCCAAUCCGUUCGCGCAAGCAGAUUCUUGGUGGCAGUUCUGCCCGAGGAAAAGUGUUGGCGCCAUCAUACCUUGAAUACAAUAUUACGUCGGGUGACUUGGAGCUUGAACAGCUUGAUGGAUGGAUUCCAUCCUCGCAAUGAGCCUUUUGGUGAAGAUCUGCCCAAGCAUUUGGCCCAACUAGCUGGAAAACAGUUCAAGUACAAAUGCAUGCUGACAGAAAUCAGGGGAGACUGGCAGUGGCACAAACGCACCUUUCGUUUUUGGCAGUGCUCCUGGAAUGGCAAGAAGGUUUGCUACUGGUGCAGGGCUUUGUCGCAAUCAAAUGACCCAAGUGACCUGUACUGGUCGUUUGAAAACAACAACUGGGAUGCCAGUCAUUUCACAAAGGGAGAGUUCUUAGAAGAACGGAUGCCACCUGCUGGUAUUUGUCCUUAUAUUGGGCUUCGAAAUUUCCACCCAAGCCUAAUACGCUGGUGCCUAAUGCAUGUGGUGCACUUGGGUAUUCUUUUUGUUUGCAAUGGAUCAGGCCUGAAUCUCCUCCUUCGAUGUGGCUACUUUGGCAGCGAUGGGGUUUCGGUGGCGAUCAAGCUAGCUAGGGCCUUCGAAAUGUUCAAAGCUUGGACAUCAGCGAACAAGAUUGAGUGUAGCCAGCCACCAUUCACGGAGAGAAUGAUCUUCAAGAAGAACUCUGACAUUCUCUUUACAGCCAAAGCCUAUAAUGGCCGUGUGGUGUUGCAUUGGUUAUCUCAUGAAGUGUAUGUGGCAAGCACUUCGCCUGGCUUCGUAGCAUGUGAUCAUCGAUUCCCUGUCAUUGCUGCUGCAUUGCUGCGCAUGACCAGAUUCCUGAGCGGGCUUGAGCAAGCGGGCCGUUAUCUGAGACUUGGCAAUUUGUGUGUGUGUGGGGGGCUGGGAUCGUAUGCAGCUACGAUACUUAGCAUUGUUGUAUAUUGUUGUCAUGAAAUGGUCCAUCAAUGUCAAAGACCAAAAGGAUUGGAGUUUAUCAGAUUUGACCCUGAAGUGUUAUAUACGUACAGUAUCAUGCAUAGUCAUGAUCGAAAACCCUUAGGACUGACGAAGAAUCUCGGACCAUUUUUGAUGAUGGCUGCCAGUUCCUGA